GUGGUCUUCUUCUGUAUGAAGCAGACCACGUGUCCGAGGAGCAUCUGCAUCAAGAUGGUGUGCAGUCCGUGGUUCGAGCGCAUCAGCAUGAUGGUGAUCCUCCUCAACUGUGUGACUCUGGGAAUGUACCAGCCCUGUGAGAACAUCGACUGCUCCUCGGACCGCUGCCAAAUACUGCAGGCCUUUGAUGCAUUCAUCUACAUGUUCUUCGCGUUGGAGAUGGUGGUCAAAAUGCUCGCCUUGGGGAUUUUUGGACAACGCUGUUACCUUGGCGACACGUGGAACCGACUGGACUUCUUCAUUGUCAUGGCCGGGAUGGUGGAAUACUCCCUGGACCUACAGAACAUCAACUUCACCUCCAUCAGGACAGUGCGGGUACUGCGGCCCCUCAAAGCCAUCAACAGAGUCCCAAGCAUGCGUAUCCUGGUGAACCUGCUCCUGGACACUCUCCCCAUGUUGGGAAACGUUCUUCUUCUCUGCUUCUUCGUCUUCUUCAUCUUCGGCAUCAUCGGUGUGCAGCUGUGGGCGGGGCUUCUGAGGAACAGGUGCUACCCCGAGCACAACUUCACCCUCUCCUCGGGCCUCUCUCUGCCGAAGCCGUACUACAUGGCGGAUGAGGAUGACGAGCGGCCCUUCAUCUGCUCUUUGCCCUGGGACAACGGCAUCAUGUCGUGCAGGGACGUGCCGGCGCGGAGGGAGGGAGGCCGGACCUGCUGCCUGGACAAGGACGACGCCCUCUACAGGCAGAGUCUGGGGUUGGCCGUGGAGCCUCUGACCAACGGCACCCUGAGCGUGGCCGGGCUGUGCGUGAACUGGAACCAGUACUACACCCGCUGUGGGACGGGACACAGGAAUCCGCACAAAGGAGCCAUCAACUUCGACAACAUCGCCUACGCGUGGAUCGUCAUAUUCCAGGUCAUCACUCUGGAGGGAUGGGUGGAGAUCAUGUACUACGUGAUGGACGCUCACUCCUUCUACAACUUCAUCUACUUCAUCCUCCUCAUCAUCGUGGGCUCGUUCUUCAUGAUAAACCUGUGCCUGGUCGUCAUAGCGACUCAGUUCUCGGAGACGAAGCAGCGCGAGCACCAGCUGAUGCAGGAGCAGCGGGCGCAGUGCUCGUCCAUGUCCACGCUGGCGUCCGAGCCGGGAGACUGCUACGAGGAACUCUUCCAGCUCGUGUGCCACAUGUUCCGGAAGUUCAGGAGGCAGACGGUCAACUUCUUCUACGCUCUCCGAGGAAAACCACGCGGAUUCAGAGGGGUCGGGAGGGGCAGAGUGGAGGACCCGCGGGAGAGGAGGGUGAAUGGGAGAGGACGGAGAGAUAAGAGGCCCAGGAACAGACACGCUCUCCCUUGCCCUCACCACCCCAAAGCAGACAGCUCCGAGUCGGACCCCUGCCCUCAGUGCUCCAAGGCCCAGUGCGACGGGGCGGGGCCUAAGCAGGAAGAGAAGGAGGGGGAGGAGUCGGACGGAGCGCGGCAAAACGGGAAGUGUAGCACGGAUCUGUGGUUCAACACCAGGAUGAAGCUGUGGGCCAUCGUGGAGAGCAAAUACUUCAACCGAGGAAUCAUGAUCGCCAUUUUGAUUAACACCAUCAGCAUGGGCAUCGAGCACCACCAGCAGCCGGACGAGUUGACGAAUGUGUUGGAGAUCUGUAACAUCGUCUUCACCAGUAUGUUCUCUCUGGAGAUGAUCCUAAAGCUCACAGCCUUUGGCUCCUUCAACUACCUGAGGAACCCUUACAAUGUCUUUGACGGCAUCAUCGUCAUCAUCAGUGUUUGUGAGAUCGUCGGACAGUCCGAUGGAGGUCUCUCUGUUCUUCGCACGUUCCGGCUCCUACGUGUCCUCAAGCUGGUCCGGUUCAUGCCUGCCCUCCGGAGGCAGCUCGUGGUACUGAUGAAGACCAUGGACAACGUGGCCACCUUCUGUAUGCUGCUCAUGCUCUUCAUCUUCAUCUUCAGUAUCCUGGGAAUGCACAUCUUUGGCUGUAAGUUCAGUUUGAAGACUGAGACCGGAGACACUGUUCCUGACCGCAAAAACUUUGACUCUCUGCUCUGGGCCAUCGUCACGGUGUUUCAGAUCUUGACUCAGGAGGACUGGAACGUGGUCUUAUAUAACGGGAUGGCGGCUACCUCUCCUCUGGCCGCGCUGUACUUCGUGGCUCUCAUGACCUUUGGGAACUACGUCUUGUUCAAUCUGUUGGUGGCCAUCCUGGUGGAGGGCUUCCAGGCGGAGGGAGAUGCAAAUCGAUCCUACUCUGACGACGACCACUCCUCCUCCAACUUCGACGAGAGCGAGAAACACGACUCUAUAAAGCUAUCAGACCCAAGGAUUUGCACUUUGACCCCGAACGGUCACCUGGAGCUGGGGUCUCGGGGGUCGUACAGUUCUGAGAGGCGGAGCUUCGGAGAGUCCAGGAAGUCCAGCAUCAUGAGCAAAGGCAGUUUGGAGAGGAGGUCUCUGUCUCUGCGCCAUGGCCGCAGUUCCAACUACCACAACUGGGGGCGCCCUUUACCUCCACAUGCUGGGUGGAGCCGAAGGUCCAGCUCUAACAGUCUGGGCAGGAGGAGUUAUGGUCUAGUGGGGGGCAGCCUGCGCAUCCACAGCAGCCGCUCGCCUCACCCAUUCCCCUUCGCUCCGGAGCAAGAGUCCCUCCUGUCCCACCCCGCGUUACCCCACCACAACCCGCACCACCCCCACCACCCCCACAACCUUCCUCCACCCCCUCUGCUGUCCCGCAACUACGGCACCAGGCGGGACAGACGGGCACAAUCUCUGGAGCUGCCCGAGAACCUGCUAAGAACCUCUAAUGUGGCUAACGUCACUAAUGUGGCUAAUGUGGCUAAUGUGGCUAACGCUCCUCCAGCUAGCCUCGCCCACGGCCUCCAGGAUUCCGGGCGGAGGAGCGGCGGGUCGGGGGCCGGGUCGGUCGCCGGGGCAUCCGUGUUGGGAAGCGGAGGGUUUGGGACGGAUCACAGGGAUUGUAACGGGAAAGCGCCGCACACAACGCUAAUGACGGAAGUGUAUCCCCAAGUCAACGCCAAGAAAGACAGAGCCGACCUGGACGAAGAGACCGACUAUAGCAUCUGUUUCCGGGUGCAGAAGAUGAUGGAGGCAUACAAACCCGAGUGGUGUGAGAGUCGAGAGGACUGGUCUGUGUACCUCUUCUCCCCCCAGAACAAGUUCCGUCUGCUGUGUCAGUCCAUCAUCGCUCACAAACUCUUCGAUUACGUGGUGCUGGUGUUCAUCUUCUUAAACUGCAUCACUGUGGCUCUGGAGAGGCCCCGGAUUCUGCAGGGAAGUCUGGAGCGCCUGUUUCUGACCAUCUCCAACUACAUCUUCACCGCCAUCUUUGUUGCCGAGAUGACCCUCAAGGUGGUGUCCUUGGGCCUGUACCUGGGGGAGAAGGCGUACCUCCGCAGCAGCUGGAACAUUCUGGACGGGUUUCUGGUCUUUGUGUCUCUCAUCGAUAUUGUUGUGUCCAUGGCCGGAGGAGCCAAGAUCCUGGGAGUCCUGCGUGUGCUCAGGCUGCUCCGGACGCUCCGCCCACUCAGGGUCAUCAGUCGUGCUCCAGGUCUGAAGUUGGUCGUUGAGACUCUGAUCACGUCUCUCAAACCCAUCGGAAACAUUGUGCUGAUCUGCUGCGCCUUCUUCAUCAUCUUCGGCAUCCUCGGAGUCCAGCUUUUCAAAGGAAAGUUCUACUACUGCGUGGGCCUCGACGUCAAAAACAUCACAAAUAAAUCCGACUGCCUGGCUGCGAAUUACCGAUGGGUGCACCACAAGUAUAAUUUUGACAAUCUUGGGCAGGCUCUGAUGUCCCUGUUCGUUUUAGCCUCUAAAGACGGAUGGGUCAACAUCAUGUACCACGGCCUGGACGCAGUGGGCAUCGACCAACAGCCGGUCACCAACCAUAACCCGUGGAUGCUGCUGUACUUCAUCUCCUUCCUGCUCAUCGUCAGCUUCUUCGUGCUCAACAUGUUUGUGGGUGUGGUGGUGGAGAACUUCCAUAAGUGCAGACAGCAUCAGGAGGUGGAGGAGGCCCGGAGGAGAGAGGAAAAGAGACAGAAGAGGCUCGAGAAGAAGAGACGAAAAGCCCAGAAAACCCCAUACUACGCGUCCUAUGGCCCAGCCCGGCUCUCCAUCCAUUCCCUGUGCACCAGCCACUACCUCGACCUGGUCAUCACCUUCAUCAUCUGCAUCAAUGUCAUCACAAUGUCCCUGGAGCACUACAGCCAACCUCUGUCCCUGGAGACAGCUCUGAAAUACUGUAACUACUUCUUCACCUCCACGUUUGUGAUCGAGGCGUCGCUCAAACUGGUGGCCUUUGGGUUCAGACGAUUCUUCAAAGACAGGUGGAACCAGUUGGACCUGGCCAUCGUGCUGCUGUCGGUGAUGGGCAUCACUCUGGAGGAGAUUGAGAUCAAUGCGUCUCUGCCCAUCAACCCCACUAUCAUCAGGAUCAUGAGGGUCCUACGCAUCGCCAGAGUGCUGAAGCUGCUGAAGAUGGCCACAGGGAUGAGAGCUCUCCUGGACACGGUGGUGCAGGCCCUGCCUCAGGUGGGGAAUCUGGGCCUGCUCUUCAUGCUUCUGUUCUUCAUCUACGCCGCUCUGGGAGUCGAGCUGUUUGGAGAGCUCGUGUGUAACGCAGACUACCCGUGCGAGGGCAUGAGUCGACACGCCACCUUUGAGAACUUCGGCAUGGCCUUCCUCACUCUGUUCCAGGUUUCUACAGGAGACAACUGGAACGGCAUAAUGAAGGACACCUUGAGGGAGUGCCCGCUUGACGGCCCGGGCUCAGACUACGGGUGCCACGCAGGUCUACAGUUCAUCUCUCCUCUGUACUUCGUGUCGUUCGUGCUCACGGCGCAGUUUGUCCUGAUAAACGUGGUGGUGGCGGUUCUCAUGAAACAUCUGGACGACUCGAACAAAGAGGCGCAGGAGGACGCAGAGAUGGACGCCGAGAUCGAACUGGAGCUGGCACAGGGGGGGCUCUGUUGCAUGAUGGGAAAUAUCGGGGCGAUCGCCGGGGCCACAGCCGCAGCGGGAGGGGCGGUCGUGGGCGGGCCUUUGGGGGGGCUGGGCGGAGCCACCGGAGCAGUGCCUGUAGCUGCGACUGUGGGACCACCGGGGGGAGCUGUGAUAAGGGACGCAGGAGGAGGACAUGAAGGAGUCACGCAUCACCACCAUCGCUGUCGACUGUACUCACCUGCACAGGAGAGCCAGUGGUUGGACAGCGUGUCUCUGCUCAUAAAGGACUCUUUGGAGGGCGAUCUGAUUGACAACCUCUCGGGCUCCGUGUUCCACAGCUACAGCUCUGCCCCUGUGAGCGCAGACUCCAGAGGCCACCCCCCCGAGAUCCGGUUAGCUGAAGUGGAGCAGGCGUCGCUAACGUCGGAACAGCUCUCAGACAAGUCUUCUUCUCCUGCUCUACCCGACGACCUCAGCCUGGACGACAACACCAGCCUGCAGCUCCACCACAGGCACAACAAGAGAGGCAGCAGCGAUUCACAGAGUUCAGAGGAGCGUCCAGUGCAGAGGGUGUUCUGUGGUCUACGGUCUAACUCUGGCAGCUCCGACGAGGGAGUCCUGAUCCAGACCAGAGACCAGACCAGAAUCCAGACCAGAGACCAGACCAGAGACCAGACCAGAGACCAGACCAGAGACUUGGUCCAGACCCGGGUCCAGAGGGGGGUCUUGGAGGGCUCUGAGAGGGGCAGAUGUCCUGACCAGAGUCCAGAAACAUGCAGAGAUCCUAAAGUCAUCUGCAGUGGUUCUUCGGGGGGUCUCUUCUCUCUCCCUGCAGACUUCUUCCACCCGGCCUCAGCUCCAGGCUCUGGCCCCAGCCCUCGCUCCUCCCUCAGCCCAGGAUCCAGAGCUCUCUGUGGGCCACACUCUCCAGCGUCCUGGGCCUCGCUCCGGUCUCCAGGGGCUAACGACAGAACAUUAGGAUCACAGACUGCGUCGUCUCUGGACAUGGGCGGUUCAGACCCCACACCUCCCAUAGACCUGCCCCAGGACCAGCACCCGAGUUUGGGCAUGAGGGAGCACCAGGGCCCCCCUCUGCUGAAGAGACGCACCACACUACAGGCCACCAGGGGUCACCAGCGCAGCCAGAGCAGCGGUGGAGGCCAGCAGGACUCGGUGGAGCCGUCAGAAGAAGAGAGGUCACAGGUCACCAAAAGCGACCUUUCACCUGAUGCUCCCAACAGUCUGUCCCUCUCCUCUCUGCUCACUCCUUGCUCCAUAGCGCCCCCGCUCAUCAAGAAAUGCAACAGCACAGGCUCACUGGACAAGGCCCGGGCCAAAGACGCUCUGUUAACAAACCUGUGGUCCCAGAGACAACCAGAGGAGCAGGACGAUAGUUGCGAAAUCACAGAUUCUAACUCCAGAAAGAAGAGAUGAAACGCUAACUGAGGCUAG
Molecule: messenger RNA, 6420 nt
Organism: Periophthalmus magnuspinnatus
Lineage: Eukaryota; Metazoa; Chordata; Actinopteri; Gobiiformes; Gobiidae
Product: voltage-dependent T-type calcium channel subunit alpha-1I-like
Exons: 38
Coding region: 16-6402 (2128 amino acids)
Biological process (GO): sodium ion transmembrane transport; positive regulation of calcium ion-dependent exocytosis; neuronal action potential
Cellular component (GO): plasma membrane; voltage-gated calcium channel complex; neuron projection
Molecular function (GO): low voltage-gated calcium channel activity; voltage-gated sodium channel activity
Source: RefSeq, a predicted model, not a curated record